Molecule: messenger RNA, 455 nt
Organism: Cylicostephanus goldi
Lineage: Eukaryota; Metazoa; Nematoda; Chromadorea; Rhabditida; Strongylidae
Source: the annotation of a GenBank genome assembly
AUGGCCGAACAUAUCGGGCAUGUGGCCAUGAAUUCAAAAUUGGAAAGACUACUGCGACAGAAAUCGUUUACGAAAUAUAUUGAAGAGUUUCGAGAAGAAGCGCUACCGACCCCCACGCGUGGUACCUGGGCCGAAAGUGCCGCAGGAUUCGAAAAUUUCUGGAGGUACCCACGUGGGGUGGGUGCUAUUGACGGUAAACAUUUUCGCUGCGUGGCUCCUAUAAACAGUGGAAGUAGUUACUAUAACUACAAAGGCUCAUUCUCGAUAGUCUUAAUGAUUGUAGCGGAUAGCCGUUACAGAAUCAUGGUCAUGGAUUGCGGUGGUAAAGGCCGCCAUUCUGAUUCCGGUAUGUACACCCAAACAAUUACACUUCCCUUUAUACGAAACAUAUAUUUCAAUUUCUUCCUUACAUGCAGGACUAUUUCGAACGUCGCCGAUAAAAAGGUUUCUUGAAC